This is a messenger RNA of Schistosoma rodhaini, 3805 nucleotides long. NCBI's taxonomy places the organism in Eukaryota, Metazoa, Platyhelminthes, Trematoda, Strigeidida, Schistosomatidae. The record is from the annotation of a GenBank genome assembly.
CUCAAUUCAACAAGUUAAUGUGUGCAAUUUUUAAUUAACUCACUUGUAAAUCUUGAUUAAAGCCGGUGAAUUGUGAAUGACAUUCAAUUUUCACAAUCAUUAUCAUUUAGUCAAGCUACAACGAUAAAUGAAAAUGAAAUGGAUUAGUAAAAUUGCUUAUGGAACAGGUCAAAUGCUUAAAGAUCUUGUUGCAGGAGUUAUUAGUAUAUUCUACAUCAUAUUCUAUGAAAAUUGUAUCAGUUUGAGUAGUUCACAAGUUGGAGCAUUAUUAUUAUGUGGUCAGAUUGCUAAUGGAUUAGCCACACCAUUGAUUGGUUAUUUAUCAGAUCGUCCACUUAGUCCAACUAAAAAAUCGACAGCUGAUCACCAGUCGAUAACAUGUGAAGAUGAAAGUGUAAAGAAGGAUAAGAGGUUGUUGAAUCGAAUGAAACGGCAGUUGAGACUUGGACAGAGAAAGUCAUGGCAUUUAGGUGGAUGUUUAUUGAUGCUUAUAGCAUUUCCAUUGAUGUUUGGACAACCAGAAUAUUUAGUUGAACUUCCAGUUUGGGCGAAGUUAUUGAUCAAUAGUAUGUUUAUGAUUUGUGUUCAGGUUGGUUGGGCAGCUGUACAAAUUCCUCACUUAUCAAUUAUCAAUGAUUUGACAGAUCAACAUGAUGAACGAGUAUUACUUGCAUCGUUACGAUAUUUCUUCUGUGGUAUAGGUGAUAUGGCUACAUUGCUUGUGACGUAUCUGUUUUUUGAAUCAGAAAAAUCCGGUUUGUUACUUUUGAAAUCAGUAAAUGAAACUGACAACCAUGUGAACAACAGUCAACUAUUCACAAAAUCAUUACUAACAACUGGCACUAUAGUUGAAAGUAAACUAGUAACAUUGUUCAAUGAAUCGAUAAAUAAUCAGUCGACUAAUGUUGGAAAACAGUCAGUUGUACAUUCAGAAUAUAAUAUAACAAUUCAAGAUUUGCCCAUAUUUCGAAAUGUUGCAUUGAUUGUCGUUGGGAUUGGAGUAUUAUUCACAAUAAUCUUCCAUUGUGGUGUUCGUGAAGAUAAACCGAAAGCACACCAAUUUUUCACAAUACAAUCCUAUGAAAAUGCACCAGAUGAAUUCUUAGAAGUGAAUGGAACAAACAACAAUAACAGAUUUAUUAAUGGUAAUUCUGUGGUGGUUUCACAACUCAAAUCCAAACGAAAACGGACCUACAGCCUUUCAUCUACACUGCCUUGGUAUGCUUGGUUUACACUACCAAGAUUUUGGUUGAGCUGUUCUACAUUUAGUAUAAUGCGUCUGAGUGUAACUGUUUCUGUGAUGUAUAUGAGUCCAUUUUUGUUGAAUUCAUUAAAAAUGAAUAAAAGUUCAAUGGUUUCUGUUCCAUUGGUUACUACAAUUUCUUGUUUGAUUGCAUCAGUUGGUGUACAAAGAAUCAAUAAAUUACUCGGGAAUUAUGUAAGUGGAAGUAAUUGACGAUUUCAACAAUAUUGAAAUCAAGUUAAAAGUUUAUUACUGAAAGAUAUUUCACUUUUUAUUGAGCGCUGAUUCAUAACAGUUUGGUUGACUAAGUUUUAAACCUCAUUCAUGAUUUAUUUGCUAUUUGAAUACAGCUUGAUCUGUCUAUCUACAAUCGGUAAUGAAUAAGCAACAGCUUGUUUCUACUAUAAAACGUUGAAAGUUCUAUUUAAACAAUUUCAUCUGAGUCUUAAAAGACAUAGGCAGAAAUGAACAGUAAUUGUAAGACCUUAUGCGGCUUCGAUAGAGAAGGAACAAUUCAAGUCCAUAAUUAUAAUGACAUCACGCUUGAAUUUUAUGGUGUUGACGAGAUCUGAUAUGAGGCCUCACAUAAUUUUAAACAGAACACAUUGAUAAACAAUUUAGAUAGCCUCCGAGUACAUUGUCAAUAGGAUCAUGCGAAGUCAGAGAGUGUUCACUAUACAGAUAACGAGUUCUAAUUCACGACUAUGAGAAAGCUAACUCAUAAACACAUUGGUGCUCAGCUUGCAUUCUUUGACGUUUCAGAAGGUCGGAGACAGUCGACAGAAAGCAAUAGGAUGGCGUGUGAUGUCUUUACGAAAUCGAUAACUUCUGUAGGCUUCAAACUUGUAACAAACACAAUCAAAGCUACAAACAUUAACACUGAGACAUUAGUAUUGAGACUGAACACUCAAACAUUACACAUUAUCGCAUUCAAGUAUUCUGAGUAGGAUUUUAAAUCUAGACCGUUAAUUCAUAAUACUCUAAAUGCUCAAUUUCUCAUCUUGCCAAUGAUUGGCUUGACUUGAUGCAAUAUGUCCUAGGAAUGGUUUUACUGUUCAUACAAGAAUUCCGAUAAGCGUUUUGAAGUACUCAGCACGUUCGUCUAUCUUAUAACAUGAUUACAUGAAAUAUUCAUAAAACUUAUAUCUGAGUGUGCACAUGUUCCGCUAAAAAUCGUUCAUGCUUUUUUAAUUUUAGAUUGGUUCAAUCGUCGGUGUUCUAUUUACCCUUGGAUUUUGUACAAUCGCUUACUUUUUAAAAUCAGCCGAUGAAAACCUCUUAGCAAUCUAUUUUUCUGCAGCCAUUCUAGGCAUUGGUAACACAAUCAAUAGUGUUAGGGCAUUGGUUGUGAUUACAACAUUGAUCGGUGUAAAACAAGUACACACAGCAGCAUUUGUUCAUGGGAUCGCAUCAUUUUUUGACAAAAUCUUGACUGGUGUCUUCAUUCAAUGCAUACAACUCUGUGUACCUCAGUUAACUUAUAGACAUAUACAGGUGUACAUUGUAGGUAGUUUGGCAGUAUUCGGUGGUAUUCUUGCGACAAUUGAUAAUUUCAUUUACUCAGAGACUUUAGAAAGUACAAAUGCACCUUGUCUUUCAUGUAUUUGUAGAAGAACAACUUCAUCAUCGUCUCCACCACCAUCGAAAUUUCAGGGUGACCAAACCUUUAAUCAUGUUAGUAAUGAUAACCGAACUAAUGGUAACUGUAGAUGCUAAUCAACAUAUUUAUGUAUCAUUAUUGAAAGUCAAAAAUCUUUCCGCCUACAACAAAACAUCUUCAUUUUCCAUCACUCCACCACUUUUCAACCUAUCAGUUUAUUGAUGUAUAUUCACCUACCCUUCCUUGCCAAGAAACUUUAUCUAUUAUGAUACUUAUAACAUGAAAACCAUAUUUUUCUUAAGCAAUCUACUAUCGAAUACUUCAUUGAACCUUUCCAUUGAAUACAUCAGGCUGCAUUAAUUAGACCCUUGAUGUAAAGUAAGAAAAUGGAGUAUUCACAAUCUUUGUUAUACUAAAGGAAUAUUGUAUUUAUUAUCCAUAGUUAUUCAUGAUUGAUUCUUCGACAGAAGUUUUCUCUGUAAACAAACAGAAGUUAGAGUGUAGGUAACAUUAUUUUUUUUAAUAAAACAAGUAGAAAUAAAUUGUCUCAUCCACCAAGUAUUCUAACUUUAUUCAUUGACUUUAAAAUUGGUUUACAUUAGUAACUGAUGAAUAAAUGAAACUAAGAGAUUGACAGUUAUUUAUUUGCGUUCUGAACUCCUCAUCAGGAUAACCUAUGAAUAGUUUGUGAUUUAAUUUAGACAAAUUCAAAGGCGAGAUAAGUAUAAUUGUACUGUAAAUUCUGGUUGGAUAUUUCAUAUAAUUUGACAGUAGUUUGAGUGAAGGGUUGGUACGCACUUAAGACGAUUGGAAGAAUCAGAGGAGUACUGGACAACCAUAUCAUCCUAUUUAGGGGCUUUAUAGCAAUAUACAUCCACGACUACAAAACAGAUAUUUUACAGUGAGUAUGGCACUCGCAAAUUAUUAUUUAUUUAUUCAAACACAUAAAUAUUGGUACAAAC